AGAUGAUCAUAACUUCACCUGAACAUGGAGUUACUUAUGUUAAUUUUUGUAGCUGUAAUUCCAGUUAUAUCUGAUGGGUUGACUGUGCACGGUCCCCCUGGUCCUCUGGUUGCUCCUCUGGGAUCUUCAGUGGUUUUGCCCUGUUAUGUUGAUGAACUUUUAUCAGUGGAGGGUCUGGAGGUGGAGUGGAGAAGACCAGACUCUGAGACUUUAGUUCAUCUGUAUCAGGAUGGUGAGAGUCAAACAGAAGCCCAGCAGCAGGAUUAUCAGGAUAGAGCUCAUUUCUUUACUGAGGAGAUUCAACAUGGAAACUUCUCCCUCCGGCUGGACGAUCUGAGAGCUGAAGAUGAGGGACGAUACACAUGUACAGUUUACAGUCAGCAAGAGUCUGGUGAGACUGUGAUUGAAAUAAAAGAUGUUGUACGUUUGCUAGUAUCAGGCUCAGAUGAGUCCAUAUCUGCGUCUGUGGGUGAAGACGUCACUCUGAACUGCUCUGUGGACUCUCACAUCACACCUGAACACAUUGAAGUUGCAUGGAAGAAAACAGAUGAAAAUAUUCAGGUUCUGCUCUACCAAGAUAAGGAAAUUUUACCAGAUUCAGCACAUGUGCGAUACAGAGACAGAGUUGAGUUCUUCACUGCUGAAAUCCCCAAAGGAAACUUCUCUCUCAGACUGAAGAGUGUCAGAACUGAGGAUAAAGGGGUUUACAUGUGUCACGUGUUUGCUGGAGGACUUUCAGCCAAUACAACUGUAGAACUGGAGCGACUGGGUUUCUCUGUUUUACACAUAAUGGUGUUGAUUCUCUGUGUUUCUGCGUCUGGAUCUGCACUUCUGCUCUGCUGCCUGAUCUACUGCAGAUAUCAAAACGGGUUCACUGUGACAUAUUCUCAAAACAGACUUGUUCGUCUGGGAUCUUCAGUGGUUCUGAACUGUUAUAGAGUUAAACCUUUACAAACGGAGGAUCUGAAGGUGGAGUGGAGAAGAAAAGACACUAAGACUCUGGUUCAUCUGUAUCAGGAUGGAGAGAGUCAAUCAGAGAAACAGCAGCAGGAUUAUCAGGACAGAGCUCAUUUCUUCACUGAUCAGAUUCAACAUGGAAACUUUUCCCUCCGGCUGGACAAUCUGAAAAUAGAAGAUGCUGGAGAAUACACAUGUAGAGUUUACAGCGAACAGAAAUGUGUGUCACAUCAAGGAGAAAAUGUAAUUUUUUUUUUUUUUACAGCGAAAGUUUCCUCUGCUCCUCUGGUUGCUCCUCUGGGAUCUUCAGUGGUUUUGCCCUGUUUUUGUGCCAAACGUUUGCUUUCAAAUGAUCUGAAGGUGGAAUGGAGAAGAAAAGAUACUCUGGUUCAUCUGUAUCAGGAUGGAGAGAGUCGAGCAGAAGUCCAGCAGCAGGAAUAUCAGGAUAGAGCUCAUUUCUUUACUGAGGAGAUUCAACAUGGAAACUUCUCCCUCCAGCUGGACAAUCUGAGAGCUGAAGAUGAGGGCCAAUACACAUGUACAGUUUACAAUAAAUGGAGAUCUGUGUUUUCAACUCAAACAAGGUUGUCUGUGGUUCCGGAAUUUGCUGUGGUUUCCUCUGCUCCUCUGGUUGCUCCUCUGGGAUCUUCAGUGGUUUUGCCCUGUUUUUGUGCCAAACGUUUGCUUUCAAAUGAUCUGAAGGUGGAAUGGAGAAGAAAAGAUACUCUGGUUCAUCUGUAUCAGGAUGGAGAGAGUCGAGCAGAAGUCCAGCAGCAGGAAUAUCAGGAUAGAGCUCAUUUCUUUACUGAGGAGAUUCAACAUGGAAACUUCUCCCUCCAGCUGGACAAUCUGAGAGCUGAAGAUGAGGGCCAAUACACAUGUACAGUUUACAAUAAAUGGAGAUCUGUGUUUUCAACUCAAACAAGUUUGGAACCAAGACUACUUGAUUCAGUCCUCCAUCUUCAUCUGUUUCUAGUCGUCUGUCCAAAUAUAAUCAUGUUCUUUGCUUUUGUCUUCUGGGGUGUUUCUGAGGGAUCUGUGAGUGAGUCGGUUUGUUGCUGUGCUCUUUAUUUUCUGAGGCCUCUCCUGUUGCUCUGGGCGGCUCCAUUUAUUAAAAAUAGGUUUUCAGACAAGAUUAAAACAUGGAUUCAGAAAUACAGUUAUGUGGCGGAAUAUGCUGUUUUCUCGGUUGUUGUUUAUUCAGCUCUUUUCGCAAGUGCUUGGGAAAAGUUUCUAAACUAUGCUGUAUUUAAUAAAGUCGUGGUAAUAGUGCUGUUUGCAAUAGUGUUUGUGUGCUGCCUCUGCAAAAUCAUCUACAUUUUAGUUACAGAGGUUGGGAAGAAAAGUGGCCGGAUAGUUAAAAUCUUUGAUAUUGUGGCUGAUAUGACCUUUCAAUUUCUGCCUACUUUACAAUUCAUCCUCCUCUUCUACACGUUUGGAGCUGCUAGAGGAGGUGAGUUCAUAUUCAUAAUCAUCUGUGAUCAUUAUAACUCUCAUUAUUGA
Messenger RNA from Sinocyclocheilus rhinocerous, 2460 nucleotides. RefSeq names its product protein turtle-like. Gene Ontology annotation, biological process: cell surface receptor signaling pathway; T cell costimulation; negative regulation of T cell proliferation. The record is from RefSeq and is a predicted model, not a curated record. The transcript is spliced from 13 exons. NCBI's taxonomy places the organism in Eukaryota, Metazoa, Chordata, Actinopteri, Cypriniformes, Cyprinidae. The coding region runs from base 25 to 2460 and encodes 811 amino acids. Gene Ontology annotation, cellular component: external side of plasma membrane.